GAGAGAAAAAGACACACAUUUAAUAAAAGGUGAACACAUUUAGGAAAUAAUCUUGUUGCUUUUUUCUGCCUGGACCCCCUGCCCCCCCCCAAAACCAAACAGAGUAAGCUCUUUAAUAACUGGAGAAGAGGCCACACUUCACAGGCAGGGUUGGCUGGUUCAGCUAUGUCCCAUCACUUCCAGGUGGUGCGUGCCCAGCCAGAGAGCAGGUCGCAAGAGCCGGGCCAGUGGAGCACAGGCCUGUGUGACUGCUGGCAAGACAUGGGAGACUGCUGUUUGGCGCUGUGUUGUCUCCCAUUGUUUACCUGUAAAGUGACGUGUGCGGUAGGAGCCUGCCCCUGCCUGCCCUUACUGGACUGUGUCAGCUGUGCAGCGCCCGCCUCCCUCGCCAUGCGUGCUUCUGUCAGGGAACGCUACGGCAUCGAGGGGGGCAUAUGGAGCGACUGCUUCUACGGAUGCUGCUGCUACCCUUUAUCUUGGCUCCAGAUCUCGCGAGAGCUCAAGAGACGCGCUGCGACCCGCGCCGGUGCAGCCAGAUACACCGCCCUGACUUCCCUGCAGGGGGAGCACAUGAUCUGAACAAACGCUCCCGCCGUUAGGAGGACGCGCCUGGGCUGCGUGGCGCACAAGUUUGCAUGGUAACCUCAA
This is a messenger RNA of Lampris incognitus (smalleye Pacific opah), 648 nucleotides long. Its product is annotated as cornifelin homolog B-like. The record is from RefSeq and is a predicted model, not a curated record. Bases 166 to 579 code for a protein of 137 amino acids. The transcript is spliced from 4 exons. Lineage: Eukaryota; Metazoa; Chordata; Actinopteri; Lampriformes; Lampridae.